UUGAACCCAAUGGAACUAAAUAUUUUAAUUAUCUUACUUUUCCUAUAUACGCUCAGCUUAGGAGGAGGACAAGUAAGUACUGUUCUCCCUGAUGCUAGCGCAGGGCAAGCCUCUGCAGUAAGUACGGAACUCCCAGAUUCUAACCCAGUAUGCUUGGCCACCGAGUGCUUUGAAAAUAAUAAGAGCUAUUUUGGAAAUGAUAUAGAAG
This is a messenger RNA of Eurytemora carolleeae, 208 nucleotides long. RefSeq lists its product as uncharacterized. NCBI's taxonomy places the organism in Eukaryota, Metazoa, Arthropoda, Copepoda, Calanoida, Temoridae. The record is from RefSeq and is a predicted model, not a curated record.